Striga asiatica is the source of this 537-nucleotide messenger RNA. The record is from the annotation of a GenBank genome assembly. NCBI's taxonomy places the organism in Eukaryota, Viridiplantae, Streptophyta, Magnoliopsida, Lamiales, Orobanchaceae.
AUGCAAUCUCUCUUUAUUUUGGCCAUACAUAGCAGUCGUUUGGAGGAUCUGCGCUGUCCAUGGACGUGCCAAAGAAAGGCCGGGCUUUCGAGCCACUCGAUGAGGCCUUUUGGAUCCUAUUUGAUUUUAUUUUCUGCUCUUCAUCCUUCAAAUACGGAACACAUCACUGUUUUUAUAUUGUCAGAUACCUGUUAUGCUGAAGAUUUGAAUUGUUCAUCUGGUGAUUGCAGGAAGCAAGUCAGUCCCUGGGAGUACAGAUUUAUAGAGAGAGACAUGGGAAAGCAACCAGUGAGGAUGAAGGCAGUGGUGUAUGCUUUGUCUCCGUUCCAGCAGAAGGUGAUGCCUGGACUCUUGAAAGAUUUUACUGGAAAGAUUGCGCACAAGAUAUCUGAUAAUUGGAUUAGCACCACUCUCCUGCUUGGCCCUCUCGUAUGUGCAGUGGUACCAGGAAAAGGAAAAGAUGGAGCACAGAUACUGAAGUUAUUGCACCAAUUCUCUCUCAGGAAAACUCUUAAUUUUGAGUUUUGCUGUGAAAUA